Loxodonta africana (African savanna elephant) is the source of this 5375-nucleotide messenger RNA. It is a transcript of the gene LPCAT2, whose product is annotated as lysophosphatidylcholine acyltransferase 2. The transcript is spliced from 15 exons. Gene Ontology annotation, cellular component: endoplasmic reticulum. Gene Ontology annotation, molecular function: lysophosphatidic acid acyltransferase activity; 1-acylglycerophosphocholine O-acyltransferase activity; calcium ion binding. The record is from RefSeq and is a predicted model, not a curated record. Bases 2080 to 3549 code for a protein of 489 amino acids. NCBI's taxonomy places the organism in Eukaryota, Metazoa, Chordata, Mammalia, Proboscidea, Elephantidae.
CGGAGAUGCGGGGCUGCGACCGACCAUGGUGCCCCGUCAGGCGUCCUUCUUCCCGCCGCCAGUGCCCAACCCCUUCGUGCAGCAGACGCAGAUGAGCGCGGCGACCCGGCUCCAGCUCUCCAAUAGCUUUGAAAACCAACAGUCCGCAAUCACAGUGAAACCCAGCUACUAGACGGGGCAGAGCAGAUUUGGAAUCCUUCAAAACCCAUUUCCAGAGAAUUUUCCUUAUUUGAUCUAUCUGGUAGCUUCCUGGAGGACCCCACGUGCAAGGAUAUCUUUAUUUGACCUGCCUUGGAGUUUACCAUAUGCAAACAGCCUUUUCUCUGUCGAAAACAAUUAGAAUAGCUUAACAUCGCAGCUUACCGAAGUAAUGAAGACAGUUGGAGCCAAUAGUAGGGUAACCAAAAAGCUUCAGAGGAAAAGCUUGGAAAUGAGAUGUCCACAAAGGAUUUUGAAAAGCUUUGACUUAUUCCUGGAACUCUAGAAGGCUUAAAUUUUUUCUUCAGUUCUUUCAGCUUGAGAAAUGCCAAGUGUGUACUUCCCUUUGGGUUGGUUUUCUACCUCCAGGUCUUUGCACAUGUCAUUAUAAUAUAUUGUAUUCUGGAGCCGCCCCUUGAAAUUUUCCAUCAGGAUUGGAGGAAGAUUCAUUAACAACCUGCGUUCUGCAAAUGACACAAACUUGCUUGCUGAAAGUGAAGAGGACUUCAAGCACUUAGUGAUGAAGAUCAAAGACCACAGGCUUCAGUAUGGAUUACUCCUCAACAUAAAGAAAACCAAAAUCCUCACAACUGGACCAGUAAGCAACAUCAUGAUAAAUGGAGAAAAGAUCGAAGUUGUCAAGGAUUUCAUUUUACUUGGAUCCACAAUCAACACCUAUGGAAGCAGCAGUUAAGAAAUCAAACCAUGUGUUGCACUGGGCAGAUCUCCUGCAAAAUGCCUCCUUAAAGUGUUGAAAAGCAAAGAUGUCACUAAGUUUCACUUGACGCAAGCCGUGGUAUUUUCAGUCACCUCAUAUGCUUGCAAAAGAUGGGCAAUUAAUAAGGAAGACCAAAGAAGAAUUGAUGCCUUUAAAUUAUGGUGUUGGCAAAAAAUACUGAAUAUACCGUGGACUGCCAAAAGAACAAGCAAUUCUGUCUUGGAAGUACAACCAGAAUGCUCCUGAGAAACAAGGAUGGUGAGACCGUGUCUCACAUACUUUGGACAUGUUAUCAGGAGGGAUCCCUGGAGGAGGACAUCAUGCUUGGUAAAGUAUUUUUUUUUUUUUAGGGCCUGCAAAAAAGAGGAAGACCCCCAACAAGAUGGAUUGGCACAGUGGCUGCAACAAUGAGCUCAAGCGUAACAAAGAUUGGGAAAUGGUGCAGGACCGAGCAGUGUUUCAUCCUGUUGUACAUAGGGCCGCUAUGAAUCGUACUGACUCGACAGCAUCUAACAAGAACAACAAUAACAAGAACAACAUCAUGACCAACUGAUUUUUGACAAGGAUGCCAAAACAAUGGGGUGAAGAAUAGUCUUUUCAACAAAUGGUACUGGAACAACUGGAUAGGCACUUACAAAAGAAUGAAGUUGGAUCCUUACUCAGAUCAUAUAAAAAAAUUAAUUCAAAAUGUACCAAAGACCUAAACCUAAGAAUUAAAACUAUAUAACUCUUAGAAAAGAACAUAGAUGUAAAACUUUGUGAGUUUGGGUUAGGCAAUUGUUUCUUAGAUAGCCACAAAAACCACAAGCACUCAAAGGAAGAACAGAUAAAUUGAAGUACAUCAAUAGUAAAAACUUUUGUGCUUCAAAGCACACUACAAAAAAGUGAAUAGUUAACGUACAGAAUGAGAGAAAAUAUUUUUAAGUCAUAAAACUGACAUGGAUUUGGUAUCAGAUAAUAUAAAGACCUUAUCAAUACAAAGACAACCCAGUUAAAAAAAAAGGGCAAAGGAAAUGAAUAAACAUUUCUCCAAAGCAGAUUUAGAAAAUGGCCAAUAAGCACAUGAAUAGAUGCUCAACGUCACUAACCAAAAGGGAAAUGCAAAUCAAAAUCACAAUGAGAUACUACUUCACACUCAUAAUGCUUAGGGGACAUUGAGCCUUAUGUUAAAGAUUUUUCUUCUUGGAAUUAUCCUGCUUCCAAUCCGUGCCUUAUUGGUUGCAUUAAUUUUACUCCUGGCAUGGCCAUUUGCUGCAAUUUCAACAGCAUGCUGUCCUGAAAAGCUGACUCACCCAAUAGCAGGUUGGAGGAGGAAAGUUACUCAACCAGCUUUGAAGUUUCUGGGUCGUGCCUUGUUCUUCUCAAUGGGAUUUAUAGUUACUGUGAAAGGAAAGAUUGCAAGUCCUUUGGAAGCACCAAUUUUUGUUGCUGCCCCUCAUUCAACAUUCUUCGAUGGAAUUGCCUGUGUCAUCGCGGGGUUACCUUCCAUGGUGUCGCGAAACGAGAAUGCACAAGUGCCUGUGAUUGGCAGACUGUUACGGGCUGUGCAACCAGUGUUGGUCUCCCGUGUCGAUCCGGAUUCACGAAAAACCACAAUAAAUGAAAUAAUAAAGCGAGCAACAUCAGGAGGGGAAUGGCCCCAGAUACUGGUUUUCCCAGAAGGUACUUGUACUAAUCGUUCCUGUUUGAUUACUUUUAAACCAGGUGCCUUCAUUCCUGGCGUUCCAGUACAGCCAGUACUCCUCAGAUACCCAAACAAACUGGAUACUGUGACCUGGACGUGGCAAGGAUAUACGUUCUUUCAGCUUUGCAUGCUCACUUUCUGUCAGCCCUUCACAAAGGUGGAAGUUGAGUUUUUGCCUGUUCAAGUACCUAAUGAUGAAGAAAAGAGUGAUCCUGUCCUUUUUGCCAAUAAAGUCCGGAAUAUUAUGGCAGAUGCUCUGGAAAUACCAGUUACAGAUCACACCUAUGAAGAUUGCCGAUUGAUGAUUUCAGCAGGACAGCUAACAUUGCCUAUGGAAGCUGGGUUGGUGGAAUUUACUAAAAUUAGCCGGAAACUGAAAUUGGAUUGGGAUGGUAUCCGUAAGCAUCUGGAUGAAUAUGCUUCUAUUGCAAGAUCCUCAAAAGGAGGAAGAAUUGGAAUUGAAGAAUUUGCAGAGUAUCUGAAGUUGCCCGUUUCAGAUGUCUUGAGACAACUUUUUGCCCUCUUCGACAGGAACCACGAUGGCAGUAUCGACUUCCGAGAGUAUGUGAUUGGCCUGGCUGUCUUGUGCAACCCUGCCAACACAGAGGAGAUCAUCCAGGUGGCAUUUAAGCUCUUUGAUGUUGACGAGGAUGGCUACAUAACAGAGGAAGAGUUUUCCACCAUUCUGCAGGCUUCUCUUGGAGUGCCUGAUCUUGAUGUUUCUGGUCUUUUCAAGGAGAUAGCCCAAGGAGAUUCUAUUUCCUAUGAGGAAUUUAAAAGUUUUGCCCUAAAGCAUCCAGAAUAUGCUAAAAUAUUCACAACAUACUUAGACCUCCAGACGUGCCAUGUGUUUUCAUUACCAGAAGUCCGGGCAACUCCCUCAGUUACAAGUAAUAAAGUAAGUCCUGAAAAUCAUGAAGAAAGCACUUCAGACAAAAAAGAUGACUGAAAACAAAUAUUCUCAAUGAGGAAGACUCCAUGGCUUUCACUUGAAAUUGUAAACAUGUUUAUUGAUAAUAUUUUAAAUGUGCUAGUUGAGUAAUGAUGAUGCUUAAGAUGGAAAGUUUUUUUUAAUAAAAAUGAUAAGUUUUCUUACUGAAAUUGCUUUUAUUCACAUAUGUAUAACAUGUUCAUUUUCUUUUGUGUUAUAUUGUACUUUACUGAUUGGUUUGCUAGUGGUAUAUAUGAUGUUUUUAUGGAUUUUCUGGUUUAAUAUGCCUAUCUAGAUGAAUGCAAUGGCUUACUUAUUAACUGGUGAGGAUUAGUCAACACUGUAAAGAGUUUCAAAAGUAUAAACACUUUUAAUCUACUUUCCUUUAAAGAAAAAAAGUAAUGUUCUCCUAUCUCUAAUCCAUUGCCAUUCUGGAAAUGAGAAUGAAGAGUCUGAGGAGCAUAGCAGAAUUUUUUAUAACUUCAUAGAUGCAUUUUUUUUCCAUUUACAUUUCAGUUUCUGAGAUCACUGAAUAUGGGUGGGUUGGAAAGGGGAGCUCCAUUAAUUAGAUGACACUUCUUAAGAGCUCAUAUUCACUUUAGCAUGCAUCUGUAUUACAGAUUUCUUUAACCAUCUGCCAAGGAAAUCAUAUUCUUUUAUACGCUUGAGGUUUACAGGUUUGGAGCUUUGUUUUAAAGACAGUUACAGAUGCCAAAGGCUAAGUGGGAAUUGCCUUAUUGAAGGUAACAUUGAUUGCCUAAUGAGAAUAAUGAAUUGUUGGCCACAGAGUUGAAUUUAAUUUGAAUUGGAUGGUUUAGAAUGUAGAGCUUGUUCAAUAAAUGAAUCAGAUUUGCUCUAUUUAUAUAAUAUUAAGAUUAAUCUAUUUUACCAUCUAAGUGGGAGUUUUAUUUUAAGAGUUCUCUCAGAUUUUAGAGUUUGUCUGAAAUGUCUGUAUGGAAAACACAAGAGACGUCAAAGUGUCACCAGAGUCUAGGGAAUCAAAAAACCCGAGACUGAAACUCUGGCCCCAAACAGGAAUCUAACAGUGACAUUUUCCCUUUAAGUUAAGCAUUAUUUCCCACAAGUGCCAUUUUUAUUGGGUCUCAUGCAUGUAUACUGUUAAUAUUAUGUAUCAUUUAUGUUUAAGAUUUUGACAAAGAAACAAUUUAUUAAUGUAAUAUAGAAAAUAGUUGCUUCAUAUUCUGAAUUCAGUCUUCGAAAUCAAACUCUUUGUUCUGGCUAUGUGUCUGAAUGUAUUGGUGAUUCACCCCCAGGCUAGUUUUUUAAAACUAUCUGUGAAGUAGAAACAAUCUUCACCAAAGUCUCAGGAGAGUUGUUGAAGUUUAUAUUUGAUCAAGAAUCAUGAUUUCAAGUUAGUUUCAAUAUUAAGCAGUAGUGUUCUAAUUUAACCGGUUAAAAUGUAUUUGGGAAUUGAGUAUCAAAAACUUGCAUCCUCAAUUAUAUAUAAUUGUUUGCUCUUUAUUUCUCUUAGAGCUAUUUAGACAAGGCAUUAAAUGAACUGAAAAUAAUUGUUUAAAAAAUCAGGACAGUUUAUGUUUAUAAUAGUGUUUGUCGUAUGCAAUUGAAUGUAUGUAAUACUCAGGUACCAUGAUAUUUUUUUGUUUUUAGUCACAGGAAAGCCAUAUAGUUAUUGUUAAUAGUCAUUAAAGAGUGGCAUUGUAAAUUAAAGGUGUUUUUUUUAUAUAUAUAAGAGUCUUGUAAAUGAUGCCAUCGUUUUGUUUUAAAAUAAUAUUUUAUGCUCUUUUAAUUCCUCUAGUCUGUCAAUGUAAUAUUCCUAUUUUAUUAUUAUAUUACCAAAUAAACAAACAUGCUACAUAAAAUCA